Messenger RNA from Oryza brachyantha (malo sina), 1808 nucleotides. RefSeq lists its product as uncharacterized. The annotation marks the transcript as partial. NCBI's taxonomy places the organism in Eukaryota, Viridiplantae, Streptophyta, Magnoliopsida, Poales, Poaceae. Gene Ontology annotation, cellular component: cytoplasm; nucleus. The record is from RefSeq and is a predicted model, not a curated record. Gene Ontology annotation, molecular function: nucleic acid binding; 3'-5' exonuclease activity. Gene Ontology annotation, biological process: nucleobase-containing compound metabolic process. The transcript has a single exon.
GUCGCCACGCGCCUCCGCCGCUCCACGCCCACCCACGCCGCCUACACCGUCCGCGUCGCCGACCGCCGCGUCGUCGCCCUCGUCACCGCCCACGCCGCCUACGCCCGCCGCUGGGUCUACACCACCCGCUGGCUCCACCACCGCCUCGUACGCUCCGGCCGCCUCCGGGUCGGCCUCGGCGUCCAGUGGACCCCGACCCGCCGCCCGCUCCACCGCGGGCCCCCGCCGCCGGCCACCCUGCAGCUCUGCGUCGGCCACCGCUGCCUCGUCUUCCAGCUCGCCCAGGCCGAUGCCGUCCCCGCCGUGCUCCGCAGGUUCCUCGCCGACCCGCGCGUCACCUUCGUCGGCUCCGGCUCCUUGAACGACCGCCGGAUGCUGAGUGCCUACUACGACCUCCACGUCGCGUCGGGCCGCGAGCUGCGUUCCAUGGCUAGCAUGGGGAACGCCUCCAUGGAGGCCAUGGCCGAUCGCUUCCUUGGCUACCCUGGCAUCGACAAGCCCAUGAACGUCGCCAUGAGCGGCUGGCACGUGCCCUACCUUUCGAUCGAACAGGUGCAGUACGCCUGCGUCGACGCCUACCUCGCCUUCCGCCUCGCCGUCCACCUCUCCUCCGCCCACCAGCUCGUCCCCGCCCACGCGCCUCCGCCUCCUCCCGCUCGUCGCGCGCCCGUUUACCUCCACGCGCCGCUGCCUCCCGGUCCGCGCGUCGCCGUGCUCGCGCCACCGCCCGCUCAGCGCGCGCUAGUCCGCCCCCGCGCGCCCCCUCCUUCUGCUCCGGUGUACCGUGCGGUGCCUCGCGCCGAGCACGCUGCUCAGACGAACUGGGCGCUGGUAUCAACAGCCGUGGACGUGGACGACGACGCGUCGGAGUCAGAGAACAGCAGCAAUAUCACUGACAGCGGACGCCCACGCGCCGCCGCCUCAGACUCAGACAUUGACGAGGAGUACUCAUCAAGCUAUGCUGCUUCAGAUGGCCAUGCCUUCUCUUCAGAUGACUUCGAGCUCAUGGGGCAUGGAAUGCUGUCGUCGGACGAGGAGGAUGGCUAUGCAGAAUUUGUCCUAGGGAUGGGAGGUCUCAACCUUGACAUCGACAGCGAUGACGACAACGACGACGACGAAGGCUACAAUGGCAACGCCAGCAUUGGAAUUGUGACUCUUCAGAGCUAUGACGAGUACGGCAGCAUCGGAAUUGUGACUCUUCAGAGCUACCAGAUGGCUGGCAAUGAGGAAAUGUUUGUCAGGAAUGGAGGGGCCACGCUUGAGGAGCUGGAAGAUGACAUUGUCGCCGGAGCCGGCCCGGCCAACGUCGAGGAGGGGGGUGGUGGCGGCGGCGGUGGUGGCCAUGAAGCAUUCGAGGGGGGCAUCCAGUCGUUCGACGUCGAUGAGGGUGACGAUGGAGAAGAUGAUUGGUAUGAUCAAGAUCAGGACUAUGGGGAUGAGUCUCUUGAUUAUGACAGUAGUGGAGGCCUCUACUAGUUUCUACUGCAUUUGGUUGCUGGUACUGAUGACUGUGAGUAAGAGUUUUGGGGGAAGGAAUUCACUGCUCCUUAUGUUCUGUGAUGGAGUGAUUUGCCUAUGACCUUAGGCCAAUUUGCUUAGUUAUGUUUUUAGGUGAAUUUUGGUCAUGUUAUCCUCAAUUUUCUUGUAGUACAUGCUACUAGCCUACCACUGAAUUUCAUAUUCUUCCUAUCUGAUGCCUAAAUACAUACAUGCAAGUAUGCUACUAGUAUGCUGCAGGGAGCUUGGUGUUUAUAUGAAGUUGUGAUGAUGGGUUUUAUAUAUGCUUAGUACCAGGUUUUCAUAAUCUA